AUGCAGAGAGGUAAUAUGAUUUGCUUUAGGCCAGAGUGGUAAAAACUAGGUUACAGUCAGAGAGUCCAUCUUGGAGACUCUUGGGUUUAGUUAUUACUGGAUAUUUCCCUUUUAAAAGGUUAUGAAUUUCUGAAAUGAUUGUCUUUGGUUGGUUUGUUUGUUUAUUUUUUAUUUCAGAAGGUUGAGACCAAAGAGGAAUUUGUUAAAGUUAGAAGAAGGGAUUUGGAAAGACUGACAACUGAGGUUAUGCAAUUGCAAGAUUUCUUACCCAAAAUAGUAAAUGGGGAUAUCCUGGGGACAUUCCAGAAACUGGAUGCUAUUGAAUCAAACAUGGAGAAAAAGGAGGAGGAAAUAGAGCAGCUGAAAAUGGAUUGUGAACACUUCAGAGCCCGUCUGGAAACAGCCCAGGCAGAUUGCAUGAGAGAGAAGAAGGAGAAACUAGACCUCCGCCAGCAGCUGAAUGAGGCCAAGCAGCAGCUCCUGCAGCAAGCAGAGUACUGCACAGAAAUGGGUGCAGCGGUGUGCACGUUGUUGUGGGGUGUAUCUAGCAAUGAGGAAGCUGUUAAAACCAUUCUAGGAGGAAGUAAAGCAGUAAAGUUUUUUACAAUCACUGCACAGACCAUGGAGAGCUUUGUGAAGUCAUUAAGCGAAGACACGAAACAGCAGGAUUUGGAUUCUGAUGAAAAUCAGUUUGUAUUAGCUUUGGCAGGGAUUGUAACAAAUGUGGCUGCACUGGCAUGUGGCCGUGAGUUCUUGGUUACUUCAAGUCGUGAAUUACUGGACACGAUGAUGCAUCUCCUGGGAGACUUGAAGCCGGGACUCUGUAACAAAUUUAAAGU
Eurypyga helias (sunbittern) is the source of this 839-nucleotide messenger RNA. RefSeq names its product heat shock transcription factor 2 binding protein (gene HSF2BP). The annotation marks the transcript as partial. Gene Ontology annotation, cellular component: cytosol. The record is from RefSeq and is a predicted model, not a curated record. The transcript has 6 exons. Lineage: Eukaryota; Metazoa; Chordata; Aves; Eurypygiformes; Eurypygidae.